CAGAGAGAGCGAGAGGGGGCAGCUGAUUUCUCUCCCCCCAGUACUUCUCCCUUCCAGGUUUCCUGCCCUUUUCACUGGAGUCCUUUGCCGCGGAGGCAUCCCAGCACAGGGGUGGAUCCUCCUGCAGCUGCCAUGGCCAGCAGAAGAGAUUUGGACAGUGAGCAGGUGGUGCCCGAUGAGGAGGAUGAGGGACCAGAUGUGAAAGCCGUGCAGGCCCACUAUCUCCGCAGCCCCUCACCCAGCAGGUAUUCAGUGAUAUCGGACACUGAUACAGAGAGUAUCUUCAUGGAGCCAAUCCAUCUGUCAUCUGCUGUGGCUGCCAAACAAAUAAUCAAAGAAGAACUGAAGACAAAGGACGCCAGGGUAGAUUCAGUGUGUCCAGGAAUGUUAGAGUCUGCACAGCAGUUGAUGGUGGAAGACCUGUACAACCGAGUUAAGGAAAAGAUUGAUGACACCAGCUUGUUUAACACGCCGUGUGUGAUGGACUUGCAGAGGGCACUUGUAAAGGACAGGCUGGAGACCCCCAGGGAUGCUGUGGAUGAAGUCUGGCCUAAUGUCUUCAUAGCAGAAAAAAGUGUUGCAGUGAACAAAAGCCGUUUGAAGAGACUGGGGAUCACGCAUAUCUUGAAUGCAGCUCAUGGUACAGGUGUAUACACAGGACCAGAUUUCUACAACGGUCUGAAUAUCCAAUACCUGGGCAUUGAAGUGGAUGAUUUUCCAGAUAUGGAUAUCUCCAAACACUUCCGUCCAGCUGCAGAGUUCCUUGACGAAGCACUGUUGACUUACAGGGGCAAAAUCCUUGUCAGCAGUGAAAUGGGAAUCAGUCGCUCAGCUGUGCUGGUGGCUGCUUACCUGAUGAUCUACCACCAUAUGACCAUUCUGGAGGCUCUGAUGACUCUGAGACAGAAGCGUGCCAUUUACCCCAAUGAUGGCUUUCUGAAACAGCUAAGGGAGCUCAACGAGCAGUUGUUGGAGGAACGAGAGUCGGAGCGUACUGGAGAUGAAGAAGUCACUCCUAGUCAAAGUCCUGUUGUCCAUGCAGGGACCUCUUCCCGUCUGUCUGGAGUUGGGGACUCAGAAAGCAUCAUGGGAGCCAAAGCCCACUCCAUCACAGUAGAAGAGGAGGACACCAGCAGCCUGCUGGGUAGUUUUAUGAGCUCUUCAUCGGUGAGAAAAACUAGCUGGGUUUCCAAACACUCCACCCUCAUCAGUGAGGAGGAAGAAGAACAGUUGUAUGAGGAAUGGAGGAAGAAACAAGGCCUGCCAGCAAAGGAACCAGGAGUUAACCAUGAAAGAACAUCUCCAAAGCUUCUGGAUCAGGAAGGGGAACAAUCUGAGGAGAAUGUGGAAGAGAGGAUCCAUGACUGGCAGCGCAGAAAUGAGAAAUACCAAAUGGAAGGUCCACCCAGGGAGGAGGAUGGAGAUUGCAGCAUGGGAGGAAGACCUUACCCAUCAGGUGAAUUCAGUGAUGUUGAGAGUGUGAGCAGUUUUGAGAUCCGAACCCUAAAACAACAGCUGGAAGCCAGUAGCUUUAGCAGGAUGAGGAGGAGCCGCACAGGCUCUAUGUCUUCAGAGAGCACCUGGGACAUGUGGAACCAGAGGCUUCUGGAGAUUGAGAAGGAAGCUGCUCAGAGGUAUCGUUUUAAGAAGAAAAUUGUUGGGGAGAGACAAUCUCCAGAAACAGGAAGAAAGGAGAGGGAUGUGGAUGAGGAGAGCGUGUUUUCAGACAGUAGCUCCUUUUACAAUUUCUGCCAAAAGAACAAAGACAAGUUGACUCCUCUAGAAAGGUGGAAGGUCAAGAGGAUACAGUUUGGCUUUCACAAGAAGGAUUUAGAAUCAUCAUCAUCUUCUGCACCAUCUCCAGCAGAAGAUGGAAGCCAGGCAGACAGGGAGGGGACAGAAGCGAAGAGUUUGUCAGAUGUCAACCUGACUGCUUACCAGGCUUGGAAAAUGAAGCGGCAGAAGAAGGUGGGCAGUGAAAGCAAGGAGGAAUUUGUGGAGUUUGCCAAAAGUGAGGAUUCUGCUACAGCCAAAAAGAAGCAGAGGCGUGUAGAGCUCCUUGAACGUUCAAAGAAAAUUUUAGAAGAAAGCCAGUCCAUGUGCAGCUGGGAGACAGACAGUAUGAUGAGUGGGAGUAUCCCACUGUCAGCUUUCUGUCCCUCAGCACCUUCUGCAAGCGGUGCUGAGGAUGCAGCUUCUGCACUGAGCAUGCAGACAAAUCAUUCAUCUUUAUCACAGACCAGGAGCAGCACAGGGGCAAUGCAGCCUCAGAUGCCACGUAUACCCCCUCCCAAUCUCCCAGUUGGCCCAGGUGACACAAUAUCCAUGGCAAGCAUUCAGAACUGGAUCGCUAAUGUUGUCAGUGAAACUAUUGCUCAAAAGCAAAAUGAGAUUAUGAUGCUGUCCCACCCAUCGUCUGCAAUGGCCUCCAGCGUAAUGUCAGGUGACCUUGGCAGGCGUGUAGAUGAUGAUAAGGUUUCUCUUCUCAGUGCUCAGAGUGGCUUAUCUCUUGCUACCUCUCAGCUUCGCCAGCAGGACAUGCACAGGGCUGAAUCUCUAUCUGUCCUGUCUUGCAAUACCUCAGUGAGUGCAAGGACUGAAGGGACUAGUUCAAACAUGAAGACAACACAGACAAGCAAGCCGCUCUACAGCCUCUUUGCUGAUGAUGUUGACCUGAAGAAACUCAGGAGGAAGGAGAAGGAGAUGCAAAUGGAAAUGAGAGAGAAAAUGUCAGAUUAUCAAAUUGAAAAGGUGAUCUCAGACAAUAAACGCAGCACUUUAUUUAAAAAGAAGAUUACCAAAGGAGAGGAAAAUGAAACAGAAGAUGAUAGAGAGAGUACAACAAACAGCCACAGGCGCCUCUUGCAAGCAGAUCUUGACAGAACUGAUGCAGUCUUUGAUCUGUCCAGUCAACCUGCAAACACGGGUGCACUGAAGUCAGAGAUAGAGACUGAUAUUACCAAGUGGCUCAGUGGCCUGAAAGCAGAAAGAGAACCACCAUCAUAUUAUGAUCAAAGUGAGAAGGCUAGAGAGAAAUAUAGCAGAUCAUCCAAAGUUAGAGAGAUGGAUUCUGAAACAUCCAGUUACAGAUUCUCCAGAUCCCAAAGAGAAGAGCUAGACAGCUGUUCUUCCUAUGAGUCAAAUGGAGAUUCCCUGAGAACCAUGUCAAGAUUUUCCUCUGCUUCUGCAACAGAGGACAAAAAGAUGUAUAAGUUCACAAGGUCAAGGGUCAGUGAGACAACAAGUUCCAGAGAAAAGAGUCCAGAGCAGCAUGUUUUCAGACGAACACCUGAACCAUCCUUUGACUCUGAAUCCCCUGAACCAUCUACACAGAGUCGAGUUAGAUCUCAUCAUGUGGAGGCGUGUGAAGAGGAGGCCAGGUCAGACACGUCAGAAUUUGGAGCUAAGAGAAAGUUCACCCAGAGCUUUUCAAAGUCUGAAGAGGAUGGCAAGAAGGAGGCAAAAGUGGAACAAAGUGAAGAAAGAUUUGCAUCUAGACACUUCUCUCAGUACAGGCGAAGCAUGCGUAAGGAAGAGGAAGAAGAGAUGGAUGAUGAUGCCAUUAUCGCUGCUUGGAGAAGCCGACUAGAAGAAACUACAGCAAAGCUCCGGCGGAGACGGGAAGAGUGA
Pterocles gutturalis (yellow-throated sandgrouse) is the source of this 3630-nucleotide messenger RNA. RefSeq names its product dual specificity phosphatase 27 (putative) (gene STYXL2). Gene Ontology annotation, biological process: negative regulation of MAPK cascade; protein dephosphorylation. Gene Ontology annotation, molecular function: protein tyrosine/serine/threonine phosphatase activity; MAP kinase phosphatase activity. The record is from RefSeq and is a predicted model, not a curated record. The transcript is spliced from 6 exons. Gene Ontology annotation, cellular component: cytoplasm. Lineage: Eukaryota; Metazoa; Chordata; Aves; Pterocliformes; Pteroclidae. The coding region runs from base 133 to 3630 and encodes 1165 amino acids.